UCCGAGGGCUAGCGGCUCAGGCAGCCAAAUAUUUGACAUAACAAUCGGCGUCCAGUUAGCUUAGUGUCGAAACUAAUCACUUAUUUAGAUUUAAAACAAACUUCCCUCUACUAUAUCUCGAUCCCCCGUGCUCUCGAUACGUACAUUUAAGCGUAAGUGUGUAGGAUGUCAACUCCGGCGAGACGACGUUUAAUGAGAGAUUUUAAACGGCUGCAAGAAGAUCCUCCAGCUGGAGUCAGCGGGGCCCCCUCAGAAAACAAUAUUAUGGUAUGGAAUGCUGUCAUUUUUGGGCCAGAGGGAACUCCUUUUGAAGAUGGAACAUUCAAACUCACCAUAGAGUUCACAGAGGAAUAUCCAAAUAAGCCCCCAACUGUGAGAUUUGUCUCUAAAAUGUUUCAUCCUAAUGUAUACGCCGAUGGCAGCAUAUGCUUAGAUAUACUACAGAAUCGUUGGAGUCCCACUUAUGAUGUGUCUUCAAUAUUAACAUCAAUACAGUCUUUACUGGAUGAGCCCAACCCCAACAGUCCGGCCAACAGCCAGGCAGCCCAGCUGUACCAGGAGAACAAGCGGGAGUAUGAGAAGAGAGUUUCUGCUAUCGUUGAACAGAGUUGGCGCGACUGUUGACCCGCGUCAUUGUUGUCGUGGUCCCCGCCAUGAACAGUGUCCGACCUCUAGUUGUCAACUUAUCUCACAGUAUACGUUUUGCCCCCCUCCUGCCAAAAGAAACUGUCGGUUGCCAAGUUUGUACGCUGUCGUGUUUGAGGCAUUCAAUUCUGCUGAAUGCCAUCAUCAGGCUAAAAUGUGUUUAAAAGAAAAAAAAAGUUAAUGUACCUUGUUAUAUCUGGGUUACUUGCCUCUUUUUUUUGUGCAAAAUGGCUGCUAACUAUGUGCUUGCUGUAAAACCACCUACUGUUCUUAUUUUGACACAUAAACAUGUAUUUGUGGUUAUUUCUUUUUGUUGUAUCAGUGUGCUUUGUUUUGCCUUUUGAAAGCCUUUCAAGUGGGACUGAUACUUUUCAUUGAAGCAUUACAAUUAACCUGACAUGAACAUUUAUUACAAGCUGCCUUGUGGAUUUCAGAUGCUCUUUGUGUUUGAGUACGACACGCAAGACAUGACGGCCCCAUUUGGGCACUUGGUUUCACUGACAAAAUGCUGACAUUUAAAGACUGAGGAUGUUUGUUAGCUAAGCUAUUUCACAAUCAUACAAAAGUAGUGAUCAGUGUGAAGUGAUCAUACAAGAUGAUUUGUCUUUAAAGUUUACACUGGUAACCCAUGUAACAAACUGUACAUUUUCUUGUAAAUAAAAUGAUCUAUGUUA
Messenger RNA from Syngnathus typhle (broad-nosed pipefish), 1319 nucleotides. RefSeq names its product ubiquitin-conjugating enzyme E2A (RAD6 homolog) (gene ube2a). Lineage: Eukaryota; Metazoa; Chordata; Actinopteri; Syngnathiformes; Syngnathidae. Gene Ontology annotation, biological process: DNA repair; protein polyubiquitination; proteasome-mediated ubiquitin-dependent protein catabolic process. The record is from RefSeq and is a predicted model, not a curated record. Bases 166 to 624 code for a protein of 152 amino acids. Gene Ontology annotation, molecular function: ubiquitin conjugating enzyme activity. The transcript has 6 exons. Gene Ontology annotation, cellular component: HULC complex.